Messenger RNA from Hyla sarda, 1476 nucleotides. RefSeq names its product ectonucleotide pyrophosphatase/phosphodiesterase 6 (gene ENPP6). Lineage: Eukaryota; Metazoa; Chordata; Amphibia; Anura; Hylidae. The transcript has 8 exons. Bases 44 to 1366 code for a protein of 440 amino acids. The record is from RefSeq and is a predicted model, not a curated record.
UCUGAUUCACAGCAUUAAUAGUGGGGAAACAUCCAGCUGCACUAUGGCACCAUACAGAACUUUCUGUGCCCUGCUCCUCACCCUCAGCCUGGCAGCCCCAUGCUUAGCAAGCAACAAACUUCUGCUCUUUCUGAUUGAUGGCUUUAGAUUUGAUUAUAUUAAUGACAAAGAACUUGAAGUCCUUCCUGGCUUUAAGAAGCUUGUACAGAAUGGAGUCAAGGUGGAUUAUAUGACCCCAGACUUCCCCAGCCUUUCCUAUCCCAACUACUACACUCUCAUGACAGGGCGGCACUGUGAAGUACAUCAAAUGACUGGAAACUAUAUGUGGGAUCAGAAGACAAAUAAGUCAUUUGAUAUUGGUACUAAUAAAGACAGUCUUUUGCCAAUGUGGUGGAAUGGAUCAGAGCCACUCUGGGUCACAAUGGAAAAAGCAAAAAGAAAAAUUUCUAUGUACUAUUGGCCAGGCUGUGAAGUUGAAAUUCUUGGUGUUAGACCCAAUUAUUGCCGAGAAUAUUACAAUUUCCCAUCAGAUGCUAAUUUUACAAGGGCAGUCAAUGACGCUGUUCAAUCUCUGAGGAAUGGCAGUGCUGAAAUGGCUGCUGUCUAUUAUGAACGUAUUGAUGUUGAAGGUCAUCACUUUGGACCCUGGUCUGAGGAAAGAAAAAAUGCCACUAGAGUAGUAGAUCAAAUGUUACAAAGCCUGGAUCAACAGAUUAGGGAAAGUGGACUAAACGAUAAAGUAAAUGUUAUUAUGUUCUCUGACCAUGGGAUGACAGAUAUAUUCUGGAUGGAGAAAGUGAUAGAACUUAGAAAUUAUAUUGACUUAAAUGACAUUUUACAAAUAAAAGACAGAGGUCCUGUGGUGAGUCUGUGGCCUGCAGAGGGUAAGCACAACAAGGUAUACAACCAGUUAAAAACUGUACAGAAUAUGGCUGUCUAUGAAAAGGACCAAAUUCCAGAACGAUUCUAUUAUAAAAAGGGAAAAUUUGUGCCUCCGUUAACUCUGGUAGCCGAACAGGGAUGGUUUAUAGCUGAGAGUAAAGAGAAACUCCCCUUUUGGAAUAAUGGCACAGUGCCUAAUCAAGGCUGGCAGCAUGGGUGGCAUGGCUAUGAUAACGAGCUGAUGGACAUGAAUGGAUUCUUUUUGGCAUCUGGCCCAGAUUUUAAGGAGAACUUCAAAUCUGCACCAAUUAGAUCAGUCGACGUUUACAAUAUAAUGUGUGAAGUUCUCAGCAUGGAGCCACUGCCUAACAAUGGAUCAUGGUCCAGGGUAGAGGGCAUGUUAAGAAGUGGAGCACAUCCUGGUGUCCUGAAGUCUUUUACAUUGAUACCCCUUCUGAUUACAUUUGUAGCACAAUGGAUUUAGACAUUCUUUUCUAGAAUUAAUAAGAAUAGACUAACAUUUUUUUUUCAUAUAAAAUAUUUAAUUUUCCACAUCUUUUUACACAAAAUUACUUUCUGUACCUGUUUGUUCUG